CUGUGACCAUCGCAGAGAGAGGGGCCGGGCCAGAUUUAGUUGGGACUAAGCUGUGAGGAGUUGGCACAAGCAGAAGAGCCAUCAGAUACGUAUGAAAUCAGCGCAGAAGCGUCGCAAUAUUGUACAGUAGCGUAACCUCGCAGGCAGCGUUGUGCAUCACUGCUUGGUACUGGAUCUUUUCUUGUUGCAGAGCACAGCAUCACAGGCAGCAAAUGUUUCCGGUCAGACAACACUGGCUUUGCAAAGCCUUAGGUUGUUAUGAUUGCUGUAUCCGGUGCAUUGGGGCAGUGCCCUACCCAUCCCUGGUGGCCACCUUGUUGUGCUACGCCGGCGUGGCCCUGUUUUGUGGCUGCGGGCAUGAGGCGCUGGCCCAGACGGAGGAACUCGUCGAGACUUACUUUGCCCGCGACCCUAAGGACUUUGAGGUCAUGGCAUCUUUUAUCAAAUACUUCCAGUUCGUGAUCUAUGGGCUGGCAUCAUUUUUCUUCCUCUAUGGUAUCCUGCUUCUGGCUGAGGGUUUCUACGCCACAAGUGCGGUCAAGCAAACCUUUGGGGAGUUCAGGAGCACCCAGUGUGGCCGCUGCCUCAGCCUGACGUUCAUUAUAGUCACAUACAUCUUGGCCUUCAUCUGGCUGGCGGUGUUUGCCUUCUCUGCUAUCCCCGUCUUCUUUCUGUUCAACAUGGAGCACACCUGCCACAACAUCAACAUCCUGGCUGAAACCACCCCCAGCAUUAAUCAGCAUAGCUGGAUCUGCAUGGAUGCUAGGCAGUAUGGUCUGCUUUCUUGGGAUGCAAUGCCGGGCAAGUCCUGUGGAAUGACCUUGGCGGCUAUUUGCAAAACCACCGAAUUCCAUACCACCUAUGACUUGUACAUAGCCACAUUUGCAGGGGCCGGAGUCACCCUUCUGGCGCUGAUUCUCUAUCUGGUUCCCACCACCUACAACUACGCAGUCUUGCGGUUCCUGGGCAGAAAAGGAAUCCGCUAAGUGCUUCACAUCUGGCUAUGAGAUACUCGUCCAACUCCAGGUUUUAGUCCUGCCUUCUUGAAACAGAAACUUUUCAAACCUGGAUCAUCUCCAGUCCUUUUUCUUUUCGGAUAACAGAUCAAUGUUUCUCUUUACUGUUACAUAUGAACAACAGACAAAGAGAGGAAGAUAAUUCACCCACUGUAAUGAGCCCCAACCUGUUUCACAAGUCAUCCUUUCAGAUGAUUCUCUUAGCUUUGUUGUUCAUUUUCUCUCUCUUUCUCUUUUCCUCUCUCUCUCUUUCUCUCUCUCUCUUAAUUCGCUCUGUGAGGCUUUUCUGGAGCUGAUUGUGAUGUAUGAUGUUUCAUGAAUAAUUAAGAGCAACGACAGCUUUGCUUUGCAAGUCAUAACUGUGUGCAUCCUGUACAGUGUUUACUGGUGCAGAUAUUGGUUUGUGAAUAUAAUUUUUGCUGCUGCCUUAUUAUCUCCAACUCGCCCCUGAGCAUCAUGAGUCUAAAGCAGGUGAAGCUGAAUGUACCAAAGUUUCUCUUGGAGCUUCUGUCUUCAGAAGAAAUCUGCUGUGCAUUUUAUUAGUUUUUUUCUUUUUGUUUCUCAUAAACGUGAGGAAUUGUCUUCAUGAUUACCUAAAAUUAGCAACAGAGAGGUCGAUAUUUAAAUAACGGCUCUGAAGCUGACCAGUGUUGUGUGUGCUUAUUUGUAAUUGAGGCUAAUUAAAUGAUUGAUUUGAUUGUAAUUUCAUUUUAAUCACAUCCUGUACAUGGCAUUAAAAUAAUUUAUGCUGA
Molecule: messenger RNA, 1768 nt
Organism: Gambusia affinis (western mosquitofish)
Lineage: Eukaryota; Metazoa; Chordata; Actinopteri; Cyprinodontiformes; Poeciliidae
Gene: plp1b
Product: proteolipid protein 1b
Exons: 7
Coding region: 213-986 (257 amino acids)
Biological process (GO): axon development; central nervous system myelination
Cellular component (GO): plasma membrane; myelin sheath
Molecular function (GO): structural constituent of myelin sheath
Source: RefSeq, a predicted model, not a curated record